GCGGGAGAAUGAGGGGAGGGGGAGGGGAGUCAACAACAUCAACAACCAAUCGACCAGCGCACCAGUGGACCAUGUGCCUCGUUUGUCAGCGAAAGAAUAGUGAUUUCUUACUGUUUUAGUUUUAGUCCGGAACCGAAAUGUUUACUAAAUCGAAGCUUAAAGAAGUAUUUGAAGUAGAAAGCAAGUUUGGGGCUAUUUUUACCGGUGGCUCAGUGCAGUGGACCUCGGACGGCAAACUUCUUUUUUGUCAGUGUGGAUCAUCAAUCAAUCUAUUAGAUGUUGAUUCUGGACAAAUUGCUGGAUCUCUUGGGUGCACAGACGAUGAUGAUAUUACUGCUUCCGAUGACAUUGUGACGUCAUUUGCCCUGAGUGCUGAUGACCAACAUGUAGUCUCGAGCCACAAAAGUGGUCUAUUCCGACUGUGGCACAUCCCUGAAAGAAAAGUAAUAAAAUUAUGGAAAAGUGUACAUAAAGGUCCUGUUGCCAAACUUGCAUUGACAGCCAGUGGUACACUGUUAGCCAGUGGAGGUUCAGACUCUAGUGUUCGUCUCUGGGAUUUGGUCCAUCAAUCAUGUACCCACAACUUAAUAGGAGUGCAAGGUGUUAUCAGUGUGCUAACUUUCCAUCCUGAAAAAUCUCGGAAGCUUCUGUUGGGAGCUGCUGACGAUGCUACUAUUGUUGGAUGGGAUGUUGAGACAGGCAAACCAAGCCUCACCUUGAAAGGCCAUUUCAGCAGAGUGUGUGCAUUAACUAUCCACAAUGACAACAAUCAUGUUAUCAGUUGUGGACGUGAUAAAGUUGUCAUUUUGUGGAAUCUCAACGAGCAGUGUGCUGUGAGCACUAUUCCCCUGUAUGAAGGCCUAGAAGGUCUUGUUUUGCUUCCUAAAGGGAUUUCACUUCCAGGAAUUAAAAAUAAAGUAGCAAAUGAUAUGUGUGUAGCUGUUGCAGGGGAAAGAGGUGUUAUCCGAAUCUGGGAUUUGUCUGCUUCUAAAGAAAUUUUUGUCCAGACAAAUUCAUUAGUGUUGAAGGCUAAAGAGGAGGGUAGCUUAGCAAUUACUCAACUCCUUUGGAACCCUGACCGUAGUACUUUGGGAGUGGUUUCAGUGGACCACAAUAUUAUACUGCACAACAUAGAUACUUUUCAGUGUAUUAAACAGUUUGUUGGCUUUAGUGAUGAAAUUCUUGACAUUGGUUUCCUUGGUAAUGACGAUUCUCACAUGGCUGUUGCUACAAACAGUACUAAUGUAGCUCUGUAUCGUGUUUCCGAUAUGAGUUGCUCCUUAUUGCAAGGACAUACUGAUCUUGUUUUGGGACUUGCAACAUCAAAGGUCAAUCCUAAACUCCUUGUUUCUUGUGCAAAGGAUUACAGUGUGAGAGUAUGGUAUUUAACAGAUGAUGGAACCACAGCUAAAUGUGUUGGUCAUGGUCAACGUCACACUGCUGCUGUUGGUGCUGUUCACUUCGGCCAACUAUCUUGUGAGAUAUUUGCCUCAGCUGGUCAAGACAACUGCCUCAAAUUAUGGAAGCUACCCUCUAAAUUUUCUGAAGAUGUGCAGCCAGCUGUGCUAAAUGCAACUUGUACUCAAAUAGCACAUCAAAAAGACAUAAACAGUGUUUGUUUUUCACCCAAUGAUAAAUUGAUUGCAACUGGAUCUCAAGACAAAACAGCAAAGAUUUGGAGUGCAGAAGACCUUUCUCUUGUUGGUGUGCUACGAGGACACCGAAGGGGUGUAUGGUGUGUGAGGUUCUCCCCUGCAGAUCAAAUGUUGUUAACGACAUCUGCUGACUGCACCAUGCGACUUUGGUCUCUUCAAGAUUUAAGUUGUAUCAAGAGUUUUGAAGGCCAUGAUUCAUCAGUGGUACGAGGCGAAUUUUUAACAUCUGGUACACAAUUAGUCACAGGAGGUGCUGAUGGCUUACUUAAACUAUGGACAAUUAAAUCAGGGGAGUGCGUAUUUACUCUUGACGAGCACAAUGGACGAAUUUGGGCUUUAGCUGUAUCAGCAAAUGAGAGUUCCAUUGUGACUGGUGGAGCAGACUCUUUGUUGGUAAAAUGGAAAGAUGUUACCGCAGAAAAAAGAAAAGCAGCCAUUGAAGAAAGUGAAAAGCUUACAAUCCAAGAACAGCAGCUUUCUAAUCUAAUCAAUAAUAACGAACUUCUUAAAGCUCUUAAAUUAGCUCUAAGGCUUCAAAGACCCCACCAGUGUCUCACAUUAGUUCAAGGAAUUCUGAAAAAGGGUGACAUUCAAGGAUUGAGUGAAACUGUAUGCCAGCUCAGCCCAAGUCAACAAGAAGAUUUACUAAAGUAUGCAGUUCUAUGGAACUCAAAUGGGAAACACUGCUACACAGCUCAGGCACUAUUAUCUGUCCUGUUAGAAGAGAUAUCUUCUGGAAAAUUACGCUUGGAAGGUCUACGCAGUACUUUAGAGGGUCUCUUACCAUACACUGAUAGGCACUUGAGGCGACUUUCUGAACUUCAACAGGAUCUUCAUUUGCUAGCUUUCACUGCGAAUUGUAUGCAGCCUCAUGCUUCAUGAAAAAUGUUACCAAAUGCAGUUUUAUCAUUUGAUGUUUAAAAAUUGUCUUUAAUUUAAAAAACUGAUGAACACGACACUUAAUAAAAGUUGAAAAUCAGUG
Molecule: messenger RNA, 2637 nt
Organism: Frankliniella occidentalis (western flower thrips)
Lineage: Eukaryota; Metazoa; Arthropoda; Insecta; Thysanoptera; Thripidae
Product: transducin beta-like protein 3
Exons: 15
Coding region: 138-2537 (799 amino acids)
Biological process (GO): endonucleolytic cleavage to generate mature 5'-end of SSU-rRNA from (SSU-rRNA, 5.8S rRNA, LSU-rRNA); endonucleolytic cleavage in 5'-ETS of tricistronic rRNA transcript (SSU-rRNA, 5.8S rRNA, LSU-rRNA)
Cellular component (GO): 90S preribosome; nucleolus; small-subunit processome
Molecular function (GO): protein binding; U3 snoRNA binding
Source: RefSeq, a predicted model, not a curated record